Messenger RNA from Crotalus tigris (Tiger rattlesnake), 1794 nucleotides. Its product is annotated as GTPase IMAP family member 9-like. The record is from RefSeq and is a predicted model, not a curated record. Bases 178 to 849 code for a protein of 223 amino acids. Gene Ontology annotation, molecular function: GTP binding. The transcript is spliced from 3 exons. NCBI's taxonomy places the organism in Eukaryota, Metazoa, Chordata, Lepidosauria, Squamata, Viperidae.
ACACAACACUGGCAACGAGGGUGGGAUCGCUUACAAGAUUAAGGAAGAAGACUUGUAAGCUUACCCCGAGAGUCCUCGAGAGAGGAAGACGGCGUUAAACUCAGCAUCUGGCCUGCCCGUACAGCGUCGCUGGAGAGACCCUGAAGAUCGGCGGAAGAGACUCCAGCUGCUGGCAAGAUGGGUGCGGCUGAAUCAGACCUGAGGAUCGUCCUGGUCGGCAAAACAGGCAACGGGAAAAGUGCCACCGGCAACACCAUUUUAAGGAAGAAAGCCUUCACGUCCAAGAUGGCGGCCAGGUCCGUCACUGCCAGAUGUAAAAUGGCCACGGGGACCCUCCCGGAUGGAAGGACUCUGGGUGUGAUCGACACGCCGGGCUUUUUCGAUACCAAAUACCGGACGCCGGUGAUCGUUGCGGAAGUGAAAAGAUGCUUGACCUUCUGCUCCCCGGGUCCCCAUGUCAUCAUCCAGGUCAUCCGUCUGGGCCAUUUCAGCCAGGAGGAGAAGGAGGUUGCUAAACUCCUCAAAGACAUCUUCAGCCUCAAAGCUAAGAGUUACAUGAUCGUCUUAUUCACCCGGAAGGAGGACCUGGAGGGGCGCUCUCUUCACGAAAUGCUGUCCGGGGAUGACGAGGGCUUGCAGGCGCUGAGGGAUCAGAUUCAGAGUUGUGGGAACCGGUGCCUGGCCUUCAACAACAAGGCGGUGGGGCAGGAACAGCAGGAUCAGGUCGACGAGCUGAUCCGGAUGGUGGACGAGCUCGUGCGCCAGAACGAAUCCAGCCCCUUUUACACCAAGGAGAUGAUGGAGGAGGACAAAAAAAACGCCCCCGGAUGGCUGUGCAACAUCCUGUGAUCCGGAGCUCCGGAUGGACACGCCCUUCUGGCACGUCUGGACCGGAGAAGGUGGUCCUGGAUCCCUUGGGCUGCGCCAUUAUCCCAAAGGCGCGGUUUUCUCGUCUUCUCCAAAAGGCCACUGGACUGCGUUUUUCCCCAAGGAAGCUUCACGGCCCAGAAGCUUCCUCGGUUCUGACGGGUCUUUGGUGCCGACCGAAGAAGCUUCUUGGGAGGAGAAGCGUAAUGUCUUCCGAGGAAAAAGAUCGAGAAAGUCCAGUGGCCUUCUGGCAAAGCACCUUUGGGAUAGCCCGGGCUUGGAUGACUGAGAAUCUCCAGAGAUUCUGUCAGAAUAGAACAGGAAGGGAUCUCGGAGGUCAUCUAGUCCACUCCCCUACUCGAGCAGGAGGCCCCAUACAAUUUGAGACUUUUGUUUUUAAUAGAGAGGGGACUUGCUGUCUAGUCUCUUCUGAAAAACCUCCAUUGAAGGAGCGCCCGCAGCUUCCAGUGGCAAGCAGUUCCACUGGUGAAUUGUCCUCACAGUUAGCAACUUUCUCCUUAGUUCCGGGUGGCUUGUUUCCUUGAUUUAGUUUCCAUCCAUUGCUUCUUGUCCUGCCUUUAGGCACUUUGGAGAAGAGCUUGACUCCCUCUUCUUUGGGGCAGCCCCUCUUUGCUAUUACCGAUUUCCUUAGCUUCGUAUAACUGUAACUUUGCUGUUUGUAUCUCAUGAUUACGUCGAUUGCUUUUCAUUUAGUAUCCUAUUUUGAUUUAUGUUGAUUGCUUUUUAUUUCGUACCCUAUGGCUAUCACUAAAUGUUGUAUCUUAUGAUUUAGGAUGAUCGCGUUGUAUGAUUUACGAUCAUGAUUUACCACUUCUUGCUUGUACGCACAGUGAGAGCUUAAGCACCGGAGACAAAUUCCUUGUAUGUCCAAUCACACGAGGCCAAUAAAGAAUUUUAUCAUUUCUA